AUGCCUCACAAUGCACCACGAGAUCCAUGUCGCAUUGUGGAUUCAGAUAGCGAAGAUGAGAGAGACAACCAAGUGCGUACCCACAUACAAUUCCUAACAAGACCAGUAACGCCAAAACCACCACGCAUAGCUGAUUGGAGUUCACCGACAGAUGAGCCAAAUUUUGAUAAACCACAAUAUCCUGAUAGAACUUUUAAUACGCCCAUUGAAAAUGGACGUUUACAACCAACAAGUCGAAUAUCUUCUGGGUCCUCAACGUCCGCUUCAUCGUUAGAACCUACUAAACCGCAACUCAGUUUUUCCGUAUCGACUACUACACCUGAAUCUCCUCCUACAUCUCCGACUACUGCACAAUCAUCAAAUUUUGAUCCAGUCGCAUUACUUCAAGGCGAUAUAAAUCAAUUUAUCUAUACAACUGUUCCAAAAGAUUUUCCAUCCUAUGUACAAUGUCGUCUUCGACGAGACAAAGAUGGCGUACAAGGAGGUUUUUUCCCGACAUUUUAUUUACAAGUGGAACGCCCUAGCGAUAAUAAAAAAUUUUUUAUAUUAGCUGCAAGAAAAGUAGCAAAAGUUAAUCGGCAAAUAGAAUAUGUUAUCACAACUAAUGUUGAAACUUUAUCAAAAGGUUCCGAUGGUGAAGGUUGUGUUGGUAAAUUACGAGGAAACAAUAUGAGUGGAACUGAAUAUACACUCUUUGAUAAUGGUUCAAGUCCAAAUAAAUCUUCUAGUAAACAUUCGAAUAACAAAGAAGAUUUAAGACGCCAGUUAGCUGCUGUUGUUUACAGUGUGAAUAUUCUUGGUAUUAAAGGACCAAGACAAAUCAGUGCUAUGAUACCUCAAAUAGGGCAAGAGAUUCAGCCAGCAAGACACGAGUCCGGUAUUCUUGAACAUUGGAAAGAUCGACGACUCAACUAUUUUAUUCAAUUGCGAAAUAAAUCACCCAAAUAUAAUGAAGAAACAAAAGCUUAUGUUCUUCAAUUUAUUGGUAAUCGUGUGGCCAAGCCAUCAGUGAAAAAUUUUCAAAUGGUUAUUGAAAAUGAAAAUCAUGAAGAACAAGUAGCUAUGCAAUUUGGCCGCGUCGAUAAAGAUAUAUUUUCAUGCGAUUUUCGUUAUCCACUUUCAGCUAUUCAAGCAUUUGCCAUUGCUCUCAGUUCUUUUGAUAGUCGACUUACAAGAGAAUAA
Molecule: messenger RNA, 1182 nt
Organism: Rotaria socialis
Lineage: Eukaryota; Metazoa; Rotifera; Eurotatoria; Philodinida; Philodinidae
Source: the annotation of a GenBank genome assembly